AACCCUUCCAAAAUCCCAAUUCGACCAUUUUUACUGGCAAAGCCGCAAAAAUGAGUCGUUUCCUCCGAAAAUCCGUCUUCCAUCUUCAACCUUCAAAACCCACCUGCUUCGGCCCAUCUCUCCGCCAGGCCCACCGGAAAGCCCAGAAACAACCGCCAAAACCACCGCCUCCACCAACACCACCAAAGCCGCCAAAAAAGGCGGAGAAGUUGACGGCGCCACACGGAGAAACAUGGGAGGAUCAGUACAGCUGGAUGUCGAAGCUGGACGAUAAGGUGGCAAUGAGACAUAUGGAUGUUUACAUGGAGCAAGAAGAGAAGUACACUGAAGCUGUCUUGUCUGAAACACAUAACCUUCAAAGCAAACUUCAGUCUGAAAUUGCUUCUCGCUUGCCGUACGACCUGUCGUCUCCCCCCUUUCGUUGGGGCCCCUGGCUGUAUUAUCGGCGGGUUGAAGAAGGGAAGCAAUUUCCAGUGCUAUGUCGUCGAUUGGCAAGUUUAAAUGAGGAGUUUAUUUCAAACAAGUCUCCUUUUUCCGGGUUUGAUUUCACGUCUGGAAAGAGGAUUGAACAGAAGUUGAUUGAUUACAAUCUGGAAGCUGAGAGAUUCGGAGGUUAUGCUUUUGAGGAAUUGUGUGAGGUGUCACCUGAUCACCGUUAUAUAGCCUACACUAUGUAUGACAAAGACAAUGAUUUUUUCAAGUUAUCUGUGAGGGACUUGAUUACUGGUUCUUUGUGUGAUAAGCCACAAGCUGAUUGGGUUUCAAAUGUGGCAUGGGCUAAGAAUGUGCAGUCUCUGUUUUAUGUUGUCACUGAUCACUACAAACGCCCUUGCAAGUUGUAUUGUAGCAUGCUUGGAUCAAAUGAUGAUGAUGUCUUGCUUCUUGAAGAGCCAAAGGAGAAUGUCUAUGUUAGCAUUCGACACACUAAAGAUUUUCAUUUUGUGACUGUAUAUAUAUUCUCAACUACGGGUUCAAAGGUAUUUUUGAUAGAUUCUGCCAAUCCUUUAUCGGGGAUGACAUUGGUUUGGGAUGGUGAGCCGUUUGUCCAUUGUGUUGUUGAGCAUCAUGGAGGAUACCUCUAUUUGUUCACAGAUGCUGCAAGGGAAGGACAGCCAGUUGAUAGUCAUUAUCUUCUUCGUUCACCUGUUGAUAUUGCUCCAGAUCAUAGAGUCUGGGAGACAGUAUUUGUUGAUGACCCAGAUAUGGUAAUUGUGGAUGUUGAUUUCAGUGACACACACUUGGUACUUAUAUUGAGAGAAGGCCAAACGUUAAGGCUAGGUGCGGUUCCUCUACCUUUGCCCAAUCAAAAGGAAGCAGUUCGUCUGGUGGAGCAUAAUCCACGUUUCCUUCCUUUGCCGAAGCAUAUUUGUGAAAUUUUACCUGGGCCGAAUUAUGAUUUCAACUCCUCCACAGUGCGCUUUACAGUUUCUUCUCCGCUGAUGCCGGAUGCUGUGGUUGAUUAUGAUCUUUUGAGUGGCAAGUGGAACAUUAUUCAGCAGCAAAAUCUGCUUCAUGAGAGGACACGGAUUCUCUAUGGAAAAGCCUCUACUUCAUAUGAUGACAAAUCACCACGUUCUAUUUAUUUCGACCCUGAGAAUGAUAAACCUACGAAUGAUGAAAAUAUUUGGAAUGACCUUUCUGAAUUUUAUGCUUGCGAACAACAUAACGUCUGUUCACAUGAUGGAGUCAUGAUACCAUUGACUGUCGUUUAUGCUCCCAGAAAUAAAACAGGAAAUCAGAACCCUGCAUUACUUCAUGGACAUGGAGCUUAUGGUGAACUGCUAGACAAACGCUGGCGCAGUGAACUGAAAAGUCUUCUUGAUCGUGGUUGGCUUAUUGCCUAUGCAGAUGUUAGAGGUGGAGGUGGCAGAGGUAAGAAGUGGCACCGUGAUGGGAGACGCAGUAUGAAGUUAAACUCCAUUCAAGACUUUCUUUGUUGUGGGAAAUUCAUGGUUGAGGAAAAUAUUGUGCAUGAGAACAAGCUUGCUGCCUGGGGUUAUAGUGCUGGAGGACUUUUAGUUGCUUCAGCUAUUAAUGCUUGUCCAGAGUUAUUCCGUGCUGCUGUAUUGAAGGUUCCAUUCUUGGAUCCAACAACAACCCUUAUGCGCCCUAUAUUACCCCUUACACCAGUUGAUUACGAGGAAUUUGGGUAUCCAUUUGAUAUUGAAGAUUUUGAAGCAAUGCAGAAAUACUCUCCUUACAAUAAUAUCAGAAACGACUUGGUUUAUCCUUCCGUCCUAAUUACCUCAUGUUUCAGCACAAGAUUUGGAGUAUGGGAAGCUGCAAAAUGGGCUGCACGUGUCCGAGAACGUACUAUUUACGACCCAGCUCGCCCUAUUCUGCUUAACCUAACAACUGAGAUAGUUGAAGAGAAUAGGUACUUGAAAAGUAAGGAGUUGGCCCUCGAAACUGCAUUCCUUUUGAAGAUGAUGGAGUCUUAGCUGUUCAUCUUGCUUCAUCAAAUUAAGUACUUGUAUUACUUACGGAGUAAUAUAGAGGCUCGAGUCAGCACAAAAUAGAACGGUCUCCUGAAGUUUUUGACCUUUUUUCAGGAAGACUGGCCGAAACCUGAACAUCUGAAGUAGAAGUGUCAGAGGAUUUCCUGCAUCAUUCAGCUACUUGGUUGUUUCAUGUGUUGCUCAAUACUUCCAUUGUACAUAUAAAAGUCCUAGUUAAUCCCUAAGGUUGGAUCAAAAAGUCCAAUCCCAAAUGCUUUCAUUCCAAAAUCACCCUCAAAAAAACUAUCCCAAGCACUAGCCAAGAAAAGUCUGAUCCAUGAUGGUGUUUUAUCAUUGCUGAGUUAGAAUUAUGCAUACAAAUGUACAAUCGUACGUUCGUGGCCCCAUUUCAUCAUUGUAACCCAAGCUAAUGUUAUUGAUCACUUAUGUGAUAGACGUAUAAGAGCUUUGGUAGUUCCAGAUUUUGUAAUUGGGCAAGUAUGAUUGGAUGAACAAAGUCUUCAAGCAACAUAAGGAGUCUUUUUGGAAAGAUGUUAUGAAUGAUUACAAUUCUCUUAUGGAGGAGUACUAUUUAUUAUGCAUUAUGUUCAAUUUUGUGAAAAGAUGAUCAGUCGGGGUU
Messenger RNA from Spinacia oleracea (spinach), 3078 nucleotides. RefSeq lists its product as uncharacterized. Gene Ontology annotation, biological process: proteolysis. The transcript has 11 exons. Gene Ontology annotation, molecular function: serine-type endopeptidase activity. The record is from RefSeq and is a predicted model, not a curated record. Lineage: Eukaryota; Viridiplantae; Streptophyta; Magnoliopsida; Caryophyllales; Amaranthaceae. The coding region runs from base 51 to 2441 and encodes 796 amino acids.